ACUUAGAAUGUUUUGACUGGUAGCAUUGCUUGUUUACAAAAUAUAAGCAACUUUUAACACAUUCGAUUCAACUCUCUACUUUCUUCUAGCGUAGCAAAAAUGGCGUUGAAUGUUGUGGUUAAGGUUCAUCCAGUCGUGUUAUUUCAAAUUGUUGAUGCGUACGAGAGAAGGAAUGCUGAUGCCCAUCGAGUUAUUGGAACGCUGUUGGGUACUGUCGAGAAAGGUGUUGUCGAAGUAACAAAUUGUUUUUGUGUGCCACACAAGGAGUAUGAAGACCAGGUGGAAGCGGAGCUGAACUACGCCAUGGACCUGUUCGACCUGAACAGGCGCGUCAACAUCCAGGAGGCCAUCGUGGGCUGGUGGGCGACCGGCAACGAGGUGACGAGCCACUCGUCCGUGAUCCACGAGUACUACGCGCGCGAGUGCAACAACCCCAUCCACCUGACCCUGGACACCACGCUGCAGGGAGCCCGCAUGGGCAUCAAGGCCUACCUCAAUGUUCCCAUUGGUGUGCCGGGAGGAAAGUCAGGAUGUAUGUUCACACCUGUGAAUGUUGAAAUACUUUGCUAUGAGCCAGAGGUUGUUGGUGUGCAGCUGUGCCAGAAGACGAUGGGCGUGGCCAAGAAGACGGUGGAGCCCAUGAUGGACCUGGCGCAGGUGGCGGAGGCCUCUGAGAAGUUGGCAGGCCUGCUGGAGGGCGUGUUGGCGUAUGUGGAAGACGUGCUCGGCGGCCGCUCGCAGCCCGACAACGCCGUGGGCCGCGCCCUGCUAGACAUGGUCAACAGCGUGCCCAAGAUGAGCUCCGAGGAGUUCGACAAGAUGUUCAACUCCAACGUCAAGGAUCUCCUGAUGGUUAUAACGUUGUCGCAGCUGACCAAGACCCAACUUCAGCUGAAUGAAAAAUUGACUCUUCUAACAACACUGUGAACUUUGAUUGCAAGGACUUUGUGGCAGUUGGCUGUUUUGUGAAUACAAUCUUGCUAUGAAAAUACAUUUUUUAUAGCUUUGUGUUGUACUGAGUGGAAGAGUUGAUAUUAAAAGAAUUUGAAAAGUAA
Molecule: messenger RNA, 1055 nt
Organism: Bacillus rossius redtenbacheri
Lineage: Eukaryota; Metazoa; Arthropoda; Insecta; Phasmatodea; Bacillidae
Gene: eIF3f1
Product: eukaryotic translation initiation factor 3 subunit F
Exons: 6
Coding region: 100-927 (275 amino acids)
Biological process (GO): translational initiation
Cellular component (GO): eukaryotic translation initiation factor 3 complex, eIF3m
Molecular function (GO): translation initiation factor activity; translation initiation factor binding; metallopeptidase activity
Source: RefSeq, a predicted model, not a curated record